UCGACGUGGCCGGCCUCCGUUCGCGCCAAAGUCCACCAUGAUUCUGUCUCGUGGGUCCUGAGCAGAAUCCUUCCCCUUUUCUCAUGACAGCAACUGACGAUCAGGGCGUCAAACGAGAAGCCGUGGCGUGUUUGCAAGGAGAUGCCUUACAACAACACUGUCAAGCAAUCACCUGUCGCUGCUUCAAUAUUAACAGCGAUAUCUUGGGCGCCCAUUAUUUCUAUACCGCUACUUCGGACUUGGGCGAUUUCAGCAUCACACGACUGCAGGAGGUGAUCCUAGCAUCUGAUGAUGCUCACCUCUGGUACCAGCCAUACCAUCUGGGGCCUUUUUAUUGGCACAUCCGCACCGCCAGAUAUACACCUCUCACCCCUGGCCUUGCGAUCCGAUUAGCCCGUUCACCCUCGACACCUUAUAUACCGGACCAAUAG
Molecule: messenger RNA, 431 nt
Organism: Aspergillus eucalypticola CBS 122712
Lineage: Eukaryota; Fungi; Ascomycota; Eurotiomycetes; Eurotiales; Aspergillaceae
Exons: 3
Coding region: 84-431 (115 amino acids)
Source: RefSeq, a predicted model, not a curated record